UGUUUUGUUUUAUUUUUGGCUAUUUAACCAAAUCUUUUAGGUUCCUCUGUUCUUCUAUCAAUCGGGUCAUUUUUUUUUUUUUCUUUAUUUCUGGUGAGAUAUUACGAAACCACCAAGAAAAAAAGAUUCCUUCGCCGGAAUAAAUCACCGGAGAUAAAGAAAAAGAAUGGCGUCCCUGAAAUUUCCAUUGGAGAUUCUCGCCGUCUUCGUCAUCAUCUCCGUGAUUCUUUUGCCGAUUGCUCAUGCUCAAUCUUCUUCGCCAGCUCCCGCACCCACCAGCGACGGAACAUCGAUAGAUCAGGGGAUAGCGUAUGUUCUAAUGUUGGUGGCGUUGGCGUUGACUUAUUUCAUUCACUAAAAUGUGAUGGAUCCGAUCAUUUUGUUUGUUUAUCAUCCACAAUGGUUUUGCUUUUUCUCCUAGUAAUUUUGUGUUCUCCAACUCUUUUGGUUUUGUGACGUGAGAUUUGUAGAAAGUCAAAAGUAGGUUUUGGUCCUCAUGCUUUGUUCUGUUUUUCUUGGUUGGUUUAUUCAUGUAAUUUAUUUGUU
Camelina sativa (false flax) is the source of this 546-nucleotide messenger RNA. RefSeq names its product arabinogalactan protein 22. The record is from RefSeq and is a predicted model, not a curated record. Lineage: Eukaryota; Viridiplantae; Streptophyta; Magnoliopsida; Brassicales; Brassicaceae.